AUAUUGCACAAAUGGACAAACUAUUGGAAUGGGUGGCAGCCACGUUGGUUCAUCCUGGAAGAUGGCAUCCUGUCCUACUACCAGUCCAAGGAGGAUGUCUCCAAGGGCAGCAAGGGCUCCAUCAAGGUGUCCGUGUGCGACAUCGGCGUGCACGCCACGGACAGCACGCGGCUCGACCUGACCAUCCCGUCCGAGCAGCACUACUACCUGCGCGCCGGCUCGGCGCAGCAGCGCCAGCAGUGGCUGAUCGCUCUGGGGUGCGCCAAGCAGGCCGCUGGCAAGGCCCGCACCGGUCGCCAGUCCUCAGGCGACACCGGCACUGAUAACGUGCGCACCAAGAAGUCCGAGCUGCGGCUGUACUGUGACCUGCUGAUGCAGCAGGCGCACCAGGUGAAGACGGCGGCCUCCGACCCGGACGGACCCCAGCUGCAGCAACUGGAGGAGGCCACCUCGCUGCUGGGCCCCACGUGCGACACGUUCAUACGCACGCUGGAUGAGUGCAUGGUGCUGAUCGCGCGUGCCACGGCCGGCUCCCCGCCGCCCCACCUUACCGAUCUGGGCAUGCCCCUGCACGCUGCCCAGCAGAAGCGGGAGAAGCGGGCCUCCACGUCUUCCAACGACUACUCGCGUUCUAACUCUGUGGGCAGUUAAUGGAUGCGUCGCAACGGACGCCUUGUGUCUGGUCCGCGCUCCCGACUACCGGCAGCACGCGGGGCCACCGAACUCACUUGUCACAGACCGCACUUAUUCACCUGCGGGUCAAGUGGUGUGUCUGGACUGACAAGAUUCUAGGAAGCAAGCGUUCCACCCCGGCCGAAUGGGUGUGGCGCUACACGUGUCGUUCUCGCGGUGAAGUAUAAAAUGUGCAAUGGCGGCCGGGUCACUGGUUCACGUGCUCCGUUGUGUGUGUGAGAUCUCAGUUCGCCUGUGUUCCUUGAUCACACCGCACGUUUGAUUGAUAACUGU
Pollicipes pollicipes is the source of this 966-nucleotide messenger RNA. RefSeq names its product pleckstrin homology domain-containing family A member 3-like. The annotation marks the transcript as partial. The record is from RefSeq and is a predicted model, not a curated record. NCBI's taxonomy places the organism in Eukaryota, Metazoa, Arthropoda, Thecostraca, Pollicipedomorpha, Pollicipedidae. Gene Ontology annotation, cellular component: trans-Golgi network; early endosome; recycling endosome. Gene Ontology annotation, biological process: retrograde transport, endosome to Golgi; endosome organization; receptor recycling. The transcript is spliced from 5 exons.